Spea bombifrons (plains spadefoot toad) is the source of this 2648-nucleotide messenger RNA. It is a transcript of the gene DDX41, whose product is annotated as DEAD-box helicase 41. Gene Ontology annotation, cellular component: spliceosomal complex. Bases 135 to 1979 code for a protein of 614 amino acids. The record is from RefSeq and is a predicted model, not a curated record. Gene Ontology annotation, molecular function: RNA helicase activity; zinc ion binding; ATP binding. Gene Ontology annotation, biological process: mRNA splicing, via spliceosome. NCBI's taxonomy places the organism in Eukaryota, Metazoa, Chordata, Amphibia, Anura, Pelobatidae. The transcript has 17 exons.
CUAGCAUUCUUCGCACUAUGCUUUCUUCUUACUUCUUACUUCUUAUUGGACAAGGAUCGUGACGUGAAUAAGCGCCGGAAGUGGAGACAACGUUUGUGUGUAGCUACGGGGCGAAGGAAAAAAAAAACUUUGCUAUGGAGGCUCCAGGUGAACGAAAAAGAGCACACACAGAAGAUGAAGAUUUGGAACUGUCCGAUGAUGAAGACUACGUUCCAUAUGUGCCUGUUAAGCAGAGAAAGCAGCAAAUGCUGCAAAAGCUGAUGCAAAUGCGCCGAAAGGGAGUGAUAGAAGACGAGCAGAAGGACAGUGGCAGUGACCACAGAGGAGAUGAAGAUGACAUUGCCUUGGGACCUCGAUCUAAUGUCAGCCUUUUGGAUCAGCAUCAACACCUGAAAGAAAAAGCUGAAGCUAGAAAAGAAUCUGCCAAGGAGAAGCAACUGAAAGAAGAAGAGAAAAUAUUGGAGAGCGUGACAGAAGGGAGAGCGUUGAUGUCUGUCAAGGAAAUGGCUAAAGGCAUCACCUACGAUGACCCCAUUAGGACCAGUUGGAAGCCUCCCCGUUAUAUCCAAACGAUGUCCCAAGCACGCCAUGAAAGAGUGCGACGCAAAUAUCACAUCCUGGUAGAGGGGGAGGGGAUUCCUGCUCCCAUCAAGAGUUUUAAGGAAAUGAAACUACCCGUAGCUAUUUUACGGGGAUUAAAGAAGAAAGGAAUCCUCCACCCAACUCCGAUACAAAUCCAGGGAAUUCCAACAAUAUUGUCUGGAAGGGAUAUGAUCGGAAUUGCUUUCACUGGUUCUGGUAAGACGUUAGUCUUCACGUUACCAGUUAUCAUGUUUUGCCUGGAGCAAGAGAAGAGAUUAGCUUUCACUAAACGAGAAGGACCAUAUGGGCUCAUCAUUUGUCCUUCGAGGGAGCUGGCCCGUCAGACACACAGCAUCAUCGAGUAUUACUGCAGGCUGCUACAGGAGGAUAACUUCCCUCCUCUACGUACUGCGCUCUGCAUUGGAGGGAUGUCUGUCAAGGAACAGAUGGAAACUAUCAAGCAGGGGGUGCACAUGAUGGUAGCAACACCUGGUCGUCUCAUGGACCUGUUACAGAAGAAGAUGGUUAGUUUGGAUAUCUGCAGAUACCUGGCUCUGGACGAAGCUGAUCGUAUGAUUGACAUGGGCUUUGAAGAGGACAUCCGAACCAUAUUCUCCUACUUUAAGGGACAAAGGCAGACCCUCCUUUUCAGUGCUACCAUGCCCAAGAAGAUCCAGAACUUUGCAAAGAGUGCUCUCGUGAAGCCUAUAACAAUUAACGUUGGCCGGGCAGGAGCUGCCAGCUUGGAUGUGAUACAGGAAGUGGAAUAUGUGAAGGAGGAAGCAAAGAUGGUUUACCUACUAGAGUGUCUACAGAAGACCCCACCACCUGUUCUAAUAUUUGCUGAAAAGAAGGCAGAUGUAGAUGCCAUACAUGAAUAUCUCCUUCUUAAGGGUGUAGAGGCUGUGGCCAUACAUGGUGGAAAAGACCAAGAAGAGAGAACCAAAGCAAUUGAGGCUUUCCGUGAAGAGAAGAAGGAUGUCCUGGUUGCUACUGACGUUGCAUCCAAAGGUCUGGACUUUCCAGCGAUACAACAUGUAAUAAAUUAUGACAUGCCUGAAGAAAUUGAGAACUACGUUCACAGAAUAGGCCGUACCGGUCGAUCGGGUAACACUGGCAUUGCAACUACUUUCAUUAACAAGGCGUGUGACGAAUCUGUGCUGAUGGAUCUUAAGGCUCUGCUCAUGGAGGCGAAGCAGCGGGUGCCCCCUGUCCUCCAAGUACUCAACAGCAGUGAUGAGACCAUGCUGGACAUUGGAGGGGAAAGAGGUUGUGCUUUUUGUGGUGGUUUGGGCCAUCGUAUUACAGACUGUCCCAAGCUGGAGGCCAUGCAGACAAAGCAGGUCAGCACUAUUGGCAGAAAGGACUACCUUGCAACCAGCUCCAUGGAUUUCUGAGGAAAAACAUCAGGGUUCAUGGAUCGGCUUUACCAACAGAUAUAUUUUAUUUUAUAUUCUAUUGGAAUAUCUUAGACUGGUUUGUGGGUCUCCACUUCCAUUGUUCAUCUAUGUGAACCGGACUUUGACAAAGCUUUGCUGGUUUGUCUGUAUUCUGGAAUAAACCCAUGAACGUCAUACUACAUGGUGACAGUACUUUUUUACCUGUCAUUAACUAAAAUAACACAAAACAUGAGUUUCUAUGAAAUGUUUUUACCUGUUUUACCGAAAAAGGACUGAUUCAUAAAUGUUUUAUAUGUAUAUAUUGUUACUAUGGUGGUAAUUACCAUGAAUAAAUAAUCUGUACAAUAACCCGUGUAUUUGUAAAGGAAUAAUAAAGGGUUGACUCCUAGUUAUAUAGGCUGAAAAAAGACAUGCGCCCAUCAAGUUCAGCCUUUCCCAUAUCUGUUUAUUUCUUACUUUUGGAAAUGUAAACAUGGCUGUCUUAGAUGCGUGUUCUAAACAUACUAAGUAGUCUUGGCUAAUUUAUUCAAACUUACAGCUUCUGCUUUAACCACCAUACACCAUGUAAUAACUUCCAAUAUAUGUCUGUUUCUUGUCAAAAGUGUUAACAAUAAAGUAAUCCGCCCCUAGGCUUUUAGUCUAUGUCACGGAGCUGGAUAGUCCGAC